AUGAGGAAAUUGGACCAUGAGAAUAUUAAUAAAUUCAUUGGGCUUUCAAUUGAUGGUGCUCAAUAUGCAGUUGAUUUAAUAGCAAAAGGCUCGUUGUUGUUUGAUCCCUUCUUUAUGCUGUGCAUAAUGAGGGAUGUUGCUGAGGGUCUUAAAUAUCUGCACAAUUCAUUCAUCGGUGUUCAUGGUAGUCUCAGUUCGCAGUGUUGUUUGGUAAAUGACAGUUGGCAAGUUAAGCUAGCAGACUACGGUACCGGAUCCUUGCGAGAGGAUGAUCGUGUAAAGAAAAAACGUCUAUUAUGGAUGGCUCCCGAGCACCUCCGUUCCCUAGAGACCUCUUCUACUACGUCAAAGGAAGGCGACAUAUACUCUUUCGCCAUUAUCGCCUCAGAAGUUGUGACGCGAAAGGCAGCAUGGAAUCUGAAUGAGCGAAAGGAACGUGUUGACGGUGAGAAAAUGAGAACACAGAUGAAUUUCGAUGCACGUCCAAAGAUCGCUCCCUCAUUUUAUUUUUUAGAACUGGUCUAUAUGCUGAAGAAGGGAGGGCCCACACCACUGCGUCCCAUUCUCGAUAUCGACGGAGAGAUCAACGCAGCAGUAGUAGGAGUUUUGCUUUAUUACCGCCAAAGUUGA
This is a messenger RNA of Cooperia oncophora, 630 nucleotides long. NCBI's taxonomy places the organism in Eukaryota, Metazoa, Nematoda, Chromadorea, Rhabditida, Trichostrongylidae. The record is from the annotation of a GenBank genome assembly.